Babjeviella inositovora NRRL Y-12698 is the source of this 576-nucleotide messenger RNA. RefSeq lists its product as uncharacterized. The transcript has a single exon. Gene Ontology annotation, biological process: iron-sulfur cluster assembly. Gene Ontology annotation, cellular component: L-cysteine desulfurase complex; mitochondrion. Lineage: Eukaryota; Fungi; Ascomycota; Pichiomycetes; Serinales. Bases 206 to 451 code for a protein of 81 amino acids. The record is from RefSeq and is a predicted model, not a curated record.
GUUUUUUUUUUGAAAGGUGUUUCAGUAAAGUGAAAGCUAGAGGAUGUAGAUUGCGAUAAAGGUCUUUUACCUUAGCUCAAGCCGCUUUUGCGCGAAAAUGAAAUUGGAGCCGAGCCUGCACGCAUUGCUAACUCGAAUGCUACAUCAAAAAGUUGCUUAGAUAGCCGCCCACCUCGCAUCACACAUUCUAACACAAAACCCCAUCAUGUCAGCAGUUUCCCUUUACAAGAACCUCUUGGCCACCGCGGCCAAGUUCGACAACUACAACUUUAGAAGCUACUUUGUCAGAAGAAUCAACGAGACCUAUGCUGCCAACAGGACCGUGACUGACGCCGCCGAAUUGAACGCUAUCUUCACAAAGGCCAACCUCGACGCCAACACCUUGAACAGACAGGCCUCUAUCUCCCAGAUGUACACUGCUGAGAAGUUGGUUGUCGAAAAGCUUACCUAAGGCUAAAACCUCGCUUCUGAUGACCGUGUCUUCGGAUAUGGCUCUUAUGUAUAUACUUAACAACGAUUCCCUUGAACGACUUGUAAGAUUAGGAACGAUUACCCGAAAUAUAUGUUAAGAACCAU